This is a messenger RNA of Malassezia globosa CBS 7966, 1386 nucleotides long. RefSeq lists its product as uncharacterized. The record is from RefSeq and is a predicted model, not a curated record. Gene Ontology annotation, cellular component: nucleus; cytoplasm; ribonucleoprotein complex. Lineage: Eukaryota; Fungi; Basidiomycota; Malasseziomycetes; Malasseziales; Malasseziaceae. The transcript has a single exon. Gene Ontology annotation, molecular function: mRNA binding. Bases 1 to 1386 code for a protein of 461 amino acids.
AUGCGUUUUGCUCGAUCGCCCAAUACUACCCUUGAGCCUUUAGCGAUCGCCUCAAACAACAAGUCUGAGCAUGAACUCGAUCACGCGACAAUUCGUCGAACUUCCAUACCUAGCGUGCUGGAUGGUGUCUCCAAUGCCGCUGCGGUUAUGAGCCGUCGUGCGAGUAGCGCAACAAAUCUCUCAGACUCGGGUCUCCCUCCCAGUAUGCCAUCCUUGAAUGUUUUUCCUUCAUCCGGCCCAGAGUUCGCUUCCAAUGCCAUGCUUCUGUGUCCUAGCGACGGCGGGCCUGGCACCAAUGCACCAACCGCGUCGACAGACUCACGUGCAUCUAGCAUGUCAGAUCUUCGUGCAACUUUGGGCACCAAAAGCAACGGCGCUCCUGGAGCGCCGGUACCACGACCCCUGUCAGCGACCGAGUCGCACUUUCCUCUAUCAUCGCCCUUUCUCUCCCACUUUGGGCGUCGUAGUGUAUCACCAACUCGCUCUGUCUCGCCCUACAAGCAGAUACAGCGUCGCGAUGACUUGGAUGCGACGCGGCCCAUGCUCCAUGGCGCGGCUGCUGGUGCUCAUGCAGCUGGCGAUCAGCGCACUCAAUUGUAUGUGCGGAACUUGCCUCCUCAGGUCCGUUGGCAGGACUUGAAGGAUCUGUUCCGUCGCGCAGGCACUGUGCUCCGCGCCGAUGUGCACAACAUGCUUCACGAUCCUCGCUACGUCGACUCGGGCACCGUUCUGUUUGCCACCGAAGCGGAUGCACACUAUGCGAUCCAGAUCCUCCACGGCUACAACUGGCAUGGCCAUGUGCUUGAUGUCACGCUCGAUGACCAAACCACGUCGUCGAAAACCGCGUCUCUUCUGCAUGAUAGGAAUCUCCGUCGUUCCCUCAUACCGAUGGCAAUAAACGCCGCGUCAUCGGCUGGUUCGGCAAGUGCCGCUGCGACCGGUCCGGCGGUGUCAUCUUCAGCCGCAGCGCCUUUGUCGGCUACGUCCCAACCCUCUGCGGCGUCAUCAUCAUCCACGCUGAUGCCGCCGACGACUAUGGCGUCCUCUUCGUUCUCGUCUUUGCGUCACGUGCCAUCUUCGCAUGCAGCAGCAAGUGAUCCGUGGUCCCGUUAUUCGUCUCCAGCGACAGCUGCGCCUUUGCCCUAUCCUGGCCGUGUUCUCUUUGUUGGGAACUUGCCAUUCCAUUGCCAGUGGCAGGAUCUCAAAGAUCUCUUUCGCGCGGCUGGCAACAUCCAGCGUGCUGACGUUGCUCUCAAUGCCGAUGGACGAAGUCGCGGUUUUGGCACUGUCUUGUUCGCGUCGCCAGAGGAUGCCCAAACGGCCGUGCGUCUGUAUCACGGAUAUGAAUACAGCGGUCGCAUAUUGAAGGUUCACUUUGAUCGUUAG